AACAGUAAUGCCCCACUGCGACGCCGGAGAGACAAAAUCGGAAGAAUUAGAAUUGAAGUGUUGAAUGGCGCCACCGAAGUCCAGAGGGCCCACUCAGGCUCAGGGCAUGGACACAAAGAUUCUCUUCUGUUCCUUUCUCCUCGCUCUCCAAUAUGGAGCUCAACCUUUGAUCUCCAAACGCUUCAUCAGGCGUGAAGUUAUUGUCACUUCAUCUGUUUUGUCAUGUGAGAUUGUGAAGGUUAUAUGUGCAGUGUUUUUCAUGGCAAAAGAAGGUAGUCUGAGAAGAGUGUAUAAAGAGUGGACUUUGGUUGGUGCAUUGACUGCAUCAGGAAUUCCUGCAGCUAUAUAUGCACUGCAAAAUAGUUUGUUGCAAAUUUCUUACAAGAAUCUUGAUUCACUCACAUUCUCAAUGCUGAAUCAGACAAAAAUAUUUUUCACUGCAUUCUUUACUUAUUUCAUUUUGAGGCAAAAACAAUCAACUCAACAAAUUGGGGCAUUGUUCUUGUUAAUAGCUGCAGCAGUUCUUCUAAGCAUUGGUGAAGGCUCUAGCAAAGGUUCUGUUGGUGGUAAUGCUGAUCAAAUUUUAUUCUAUGGAAUUAUUCCUGUUUUAGUUGCUUCAGUUCUAUCUGGACUGGCCUCUACCUUGUGUCAAUGGGCCUCUCAGGUUAAGAAACACUCGUCAUACUUGAUGACUAUAGAAAUGUCAAUUGUUGGAAGUCUAUGUUUGCUUACCAGUACCUUGAAAUCUCCAGAUGGAGAAGCUAUGAGACAACAUGGGUUUUUUUAUGGUUGGACUCCUCUAACUUUGAUUCCAGUAAUUUUCAAUGCCCUUGGUGGAAUUCUUGUUGGUUUAAUUACAAGUCAUGCUGGUGGUGUUCGAAAGGGGUUUGUCAUUGUUUCUGCUCUACUUGUUACAGCAUUGCUGCAGUUCAUUUUCGAAGGAAAACCACCUUCAUUGUAUUGCCUUGUGGCUCUUCCACUAGUGGUCAGUAGCAUUUCAAUAUACCAGAAAUACCCCUACCAGGUUAAGAAGAAGGAGUCAUAAAAUCUGACCAAUAUAGGAUGGGGGAGUUAUUACAUUAGUUCCCCACUCACACUCCUUUGUUUUUUAUCUAGAAUAUAAAGCAUCUAGUAAAUGAUAGAAAGCAAGCAUUAUUUUCAAUGUCUUAAGAGUUUUCCUUCUAUUAAUAUUCUGGAACUUUGGAAUGAGUCAUUUAUUUUGGUCUCCUCUCCAAUGUGUGGAUAAAUGUGGUUCAAUUUAAAAUUCGCGUUGUAGAAGACAAUGCCGGUAUAACCUUUGGUGAUAAUGAAAU
Gastrolobium bilobum is the source of this 1313-nucleotide messenger RNA. RefSeq names its product UDP-N-acetylglucosamine transporter ROCK1. Gene Ontology annotation, cellular component: Golgi membrane. NCBI's taxonomy places the organism in Eukaryota, Viridiplantae, Streptophyta, Magnoliopsida, Fabales, Fabaceae. Gene Ontology annotation, biological process: pyrimidine nucleotide-sugar transmembrane transport. The transcript has 7 exons. The record is from RefSeq and is a predicted model, not a curated record. The coding region runs from base 65 to 1045 and encodes 326 amino acids. Gene Ontology annotation, molecular function: pyrimidine nucleotide-sugar transmembrane transporter activity.